UAUGCUACAAACAAAAGAACAUGCAAUUCAAUGUCAAUCAUCGCAAUCAUCACUACUACCUUUCCUUUCUCUUCUCUGAUCUGAUACAUUUUUGGUGAUUUUGUGCUGCAUUGAAAUUUGCUUGAAUUGAACAGAGGGAGUAAUAGAAGGUUUUGGAGACAAUGAGUAGUGUGUUCGAGGGAUAUGAACGCCAGUAUUGUGAGCUUUCAGCAAAUCUAUCAGCAACAUGCGCUGCAGCUGGUGCUCUUAAUGGAGAGCAAAAGAAGCAACAAAUUUCAGAAAUAAAGGCUGGAAUUGAUGAUGCAGAAGCUUUGAUUCGAAAAAUGGAUCUUGAGGCAAGAAGUUUGCAGGCAAACAUUAAGGCUGUGCUUCUUGCCAAGUUGCGGGAGUACAAAUCAGAUCUGAACAAUAUCAAAAGUACUGUUAAGAAAAUUGAAUCUGGAAACUUCAACCCCUCUGCACGGGAUGAGUUGUUGGAAUCGGGCAUGACAGAUGUUAUGACGGCAUCAGCCGAUCAAAGAGAAAGAUUAAUGAUGGCAACUGAGAGGUUGAACAAGUCUGGCGACAGAAUUAAAGACAGUAGGAGAACAAUGUUGGAAUCUGAAGAGAUUGGCGCUUCGAUUCUUCAAGAUUUGCAUUCACAGAGACAAUCUCUACUCCAUGCAGGUGACACGCUUCAUGGAGUGGAUAAUAACAUAGGGAAGAGCAAGAAAAUUUUGUCCAACAUGUCAAGAAGGAUGAACAAGAACAAGUGGAUUAUUAGCAUCAUCACUGCUAUCCUGGUUUUUGUUAUCAUCUUGAUUCUGUACUUUAAACUUUCGAAAUAGCCAAGCCUAUUGGUUCAUAAAUAUCUCCUAAAUGCAAGGUUGUUUUAGUUUUACCCUUGUUUCUCUCCUCUCUUCUCGUCUCUUCUCUUCUUUGAUCUGAGCGCUUGGAAAAAUAUGCUACGCUGUGGAAUGCUGCACCCUAAGUUGACACUGUUUUCUUCUGUAAAUGUGUGGUGUGUCUUAUGUUGGCUGUCAUGUAUGAAAAGUUGAAUUUUGUUUUAA
This is a messenger RNA of Lotus japonicus, 1049 nucleotides long. Its product is annotated as vesicle transport v-SNARE 11-like. Gene Ontology annotation, molecular function: SNARE binding; SNAP receptor activity. Lineage: Eukaryota; Viridiplantae; Streptophyta; Magnoliopsida; Fabales; Fabaceae. Gene Ontology annotation, biological process: vesicle-mediated transport; vesicle fusion; intracellular protein transport. The coding region runs from base 162 to 827 and encodes 221 amino acids. The record is from RefSeq and is a predicted model, not a curated record. The transcript is spliced from 5 exons. Gene Ontology annotation, cellular component: ER to Golgi transport vesicle membrane; late endosome membrane; SNARE complex.